AUGACUCGAAGUGAACUGUAUAUCCCAAGAUACUCCUACAACUCAUUAAUCAAUCUUGUUAUCAAAUUCCCUAUUAUUGCUUAUAUUGUUGGAUUUUUUGAAGAUUUCGUAAUUGCAACCAUGAAAACUGGUCCAAUUCCGAAACAUAUCGCAUUAAUCAUGGAUGGUAAUAGAACUUAUGCUAAGAAUCAUAGAUUGCCUUUGAAGGAAGGUCAUUUUGCUGGUGCUAAUGCUUUGGUUAAGGUGCUUGAAGUAUGUUAUAAGAGCGGUAUAGAGCAUGUUACUAUAUUUGCAUUUUCUUUAGAGAAUUUCAAUCGAUCAAAAGAAGAAGUAAAUACUUUAUUUGGUUUAUUACGUGAUAAAUUAAAAAUGAUUUCUGAAAAUGAAGAAUCUUACGCUAGAUUUAAUAAAGUUAGAAUUAGAAUUAUUGGUAAUAGAUCAUUUAUCCCCAAUGAUAUUUUAAAGGAUUUAGAAUAUAUUGAACAAGUAACCACGGAAAGAUCAACCAAAAAAUGUCUUAAUGUUUGUUUUCCAUAUACUGCUCGUGAUGAAAUCACUUAUUCAAUUAAAUCAAUUGUUGAAAAAAGAUCAAAUGGUGAAAUUCAAUCUCGUGAUGAUAUAAAUGCCUCAAUGAUUGAAGAUAAUUUCUAUUUCGGUCCUGAUAUUCCUCCUUUAGAUAUCUUGGUUCGUACUAGUGGUCAUACAAGAUUAAGUGAUUUCAUGCUUUGGCAAUGUAAUUCAGGUUGUACUAUUGAAUUUCCUGAUGUUCUUUGGCCAGAUUUUGGAUUUUUCUGUAUAAUGUCAAUCUUAUUUAAAUGGAGUUAUUAUAGAACUAUUCAAUUAGAAGAAGAAGCUAUUCAAGGAAAUGCACCUGAAGUUAAAGAACCAAUUCCUCCGGUAUUGCUUAAUGAAUUACCUGCUCCUCCACCUCUCGUUUCAGUUGCUCAAAGAUGA
Molecule: messenger RNA, 954 nt
Organism: Hemisphaericaspora subhashii
Lineage: Eukaryota; Fungi; Ascomycota; Pichiomycetes; Serinales; Debaryomycetaceae
Gene: SRT1
Product: ditrans,polycis-polyprenyl diphosphate synthase
Exons: 1
Coding region: 1-954 (317 amino acids)
Cellular component (GO): membrane; lipid droplet; dehydrodolichyl diphosphate synthase complex
Molecular function (GO): ditrans,polycis-polyprenyl diphosphate synthase [(2E,6E)-farnesyl diphosphate specific] activity
Source: RefSeq, a predicted model, not a curated record